GACUACGAUCGGACAGAAAUAGAGACAGAAACGGAGAUAAUUACGAAUAAAAGGAGAUUGGAAAUUAAUUUGCGCUUUAACUCUAUUCCUUUUUUUUUAAUUUUUUUUAUUUCUUUAUUAUUUUGUUGUCUAAAUUUAAUUCUGCCACAAAGAUGAAACGUAAAUUAUUUCUUGUCGAGCAAGCAUAUUAAUUUGUUAAAUGGGAGCAAAAUGAGUUGGAGAAGUCAAUAAAAAUUGCAUAAUCAGCGCAUUGCAUUACUCGAUUGUACAAUUUAUGAGUGCUGCUCAGCAUUUUGACGCACCAAUGAGUUAUUUUACGUGCGGAAUUCAUUGCAGCCACAAUGCACACGAGUGAAAAUAUAUCUGUAUUCUUAAUUGUAAUCUUUGGCUUUGUUGCGGCCAAGUCGGUUCAAGAUUUACCAUCGUUUCUGAAGAUAUGUCACCGCAACGAUCCAAACCUGAACGAAUGCGUAAAACGAAGCGUGGACUCGUUAAAGCCAUACUUGAAGGUAGGCAUUCCAACAUUGCAAAUACCAUCAUGCGAGCCACUCCGUGUGCCACACAUCGAAGUCAGCCAGGCGGCCGGUCCAAUUUCCAUCAAAUCGACGUAUAGCGACAUCGAGAUUCAAGGUGGAACAAAUGUUAUCUUGAAAAGCAUCAAUGUUGAUGUCAAUAAUGACCGCGUUGGACUGAAACUGUUUUUCCCUCGUCUUGAGAUGACUGCACACUACAACAUGAACGGAAAGAUCUUGCUGCUGCCCAUAACCGGAAACGGUUUGGCGCGUGGCAAUUGGACGGACAUCGAUGUCAUAGCUACCAUCCAGAGCGAACGUUACCAGUCCCAAAAGACCGGUGAGAUCCAUUAUCGCGUGACCGAUAUCUAUGUAGACUUGGACGUUGGUUACGCUAGUAUACACCUGGACAACUUGUUCAAUGGUGACAAGAUCUUGUCCGACGCCAUGAAUCUUUUCCUGAAUAAUAACUGGGAUACUGUGGCGGCUGAAAUGAAGCCAGCUCUCGAGCAAACCAUUUCGGAACUCUUUAAGACAUUCUCGAACAAGAUCUACUCGAAGUACUCAAUAGACACGUUGCUGCCGCCUUAAAUACGCAUUAUCUUGUACCUGUCUUUUAUGAUUACGAAAAUUUCAUAAAUAAAUCCACAUGGUUUACUUAAAA
This is a messenger RNA of Ooceraea biroi (clonal raider ant), 1176 nucleotides long. RefSeq names its product protein takeout. NCBI's taxonomy places the organism in Eukaryota, Metazoa, Arthropoda, Insecta, Hymenoptera, Formicidae. The record is from RefSeq and is a predicted model, not a curated record. Gene Ontology annotation, biological process: multicellular organismal reproductive process.